Impatiens glandulifera is the source of this 2085-nucleotide messenger RNA. RefSeq names its product phospholipase A1 PLIP1, chloroplastic. The coding region runs from base 1 to 1944 and encodes 647 amino acids. NCBI's taxonomy places the organism in Eukaryota, Viridiplantae, Streptophyta, Magnoliopsida, Ericales, Balsaminaceae. The transcript has 4 exons. Gene Ontology annotation, biological process: lipid metabolic process. Gene Ontology annotation, molecular function: glycerophospholipid phospholipase A1 activity. The record is from RefSeq and is a predicted model, not a curated record.
AUGGCGUGUGCUUCUUUAUCUAUUACCAGCAGCUCUCCCGGCAAUAAUUCAACCGCCGAUCAGCAGCAGCAGCGUAGUUUAUGUCGUUCCUAUUCGUAUUCUUAUUCCCACAAAGAUUUCAAAUGUCAUGGAAGAAUCAAGAGGUCUUACUCAGACAACCAUCUCUGUUAUUCAAUAAACAGUAAUCGAGCUGAAGCAAAACUAAAGAGCAGUCAUUCCACUAGUAUGUUUAGUUUCCAGAUGAUUCCCAAUACAUUUGGAUCUAUUCUGUCUGAUCCAGAGGCAAGCCAGGGGAUGACCGAAGAAGAAGAUGAAGAAGUGAUUGAAACGAAACGCGCCAAUUGGAUUGAACGGCUCAUGGAAAUUAGGAGUCAAUGGAUAGAACGGAAAGAGAAUGAGAAAGGAGAUGAAGAUGAAGAUGGUGAACUUGAAAAAACUUGUGAGGUUGAUUAUGGUGAUGAGUUAGUUGAAGAGGAUGGAAAGAUGGUUAUGAUCGAUAGUGAUUCGUUUACUAAGUUGUUGUCGACUGUUUCUUGGUCUGAUGCUCGGUUUUUGUCACGGUUGGCCUUCCUCAGUAACUCGGCUUAUGUUAUUCAUGAUCUCAAGGCUACAGAUUUGAAAAGGAAAUAUGGCCUGAGAUUGGUAACAUCUUCGUUGGAGAAGAAAGCAGCGGCAGAAGCAGCCGCAGCAGGAGGAGUAGAAUCUAAAUCUGAAUUAAAUGGAGAUUCAUCGGAUUCAAUCAAAUUGGAUGGAAAGAAAGUAGUAAAAUUGGAACAAAAGCGUUUAGGCCGUCCUGCCUUAGCAUAUGAGAAUAUUGCUGCUUCAGCAGCGUCUUAUGUGCAAUGCCAGACAAACCAGACUGAGGAAGUUGAACCAAGGGUGCACAAAUCGGAGGUUGCAGCUUUUGCAGCAGCAUCAACUAUGACGGUUGUGGUGGCUGCAGGGGAGAAAGAAAAACAGGAAGCUGCAAAGGAUUUACGUUCUCUUCAUUCUUCGCCGUGCGAAUGGUUCGUAUGUGAUGAUCCAAACACGUAUACCCGAUGCUUUAUCAUUCAAGGGUCCGACUCUUUAGCUUCUUGGCAGGCCAAUCUCUUCUUCGAGCCUACUCAAUUCGAGGGGAGAGAUGUUCUUGUUCAUAGAGGAAUAUAUGAAGCUGCCAAGGGAAUAUAUGAGCAAUUCAUGGAUGAUAUUAUGGAUCAUUUGAAUAGGUAUGGCGAGAGGGCAAAGCUUCAAUUCACCGGUCAUUCACUUGGGGGUAGUCUAUCACUUCUUGUUCACUUGAUGCUUUUGACAAGAGGUGUGGUCAAGCCAAAUGUUCUUAGACCCGUAGUCACCUUCGGCUCGCCAUUUGUGUUCUGCGGUGGCCAGAGGAUCCUCAAGGAGCUAGGCUUGAACGAGGAUUGUGUCCAUUGUGUGAUAAUGCAUAGAGAUAUCGUUCCCCGGGCUUUCACAUGCAACUAUCCACCUUAUGUAGCUCAUAUCCUCAAGAGGUUGAACUCCAAUUUUCGGUCACACCCUUGCCUUAACAAGAAUAAGCUACUAUACACUCCAUUGGGUAAGAUAUUCAUUCUCCAACCGGAGGAUGAGUCGUCUCCACGACAUCCUUUACUCCCUCCCGAGAGUGGACUCUAUGCCUUAGAACAUACACAAUGGUGCAAUUUGGCAGAGAAAGCUCUAAGAGACUUCCUUAACUUUCCCCACCCUUUGGAGACUCUAAGUGAUCCAACCGCUUAUGGAACGGAUGGAACGAUCCUUAGGGACCAUCACUCGGGAAACUACUUGAAGGCGAUCAACGGGUUCCUAAAUAAACAAACGGGGAAGGCGUACGAGAAAGUGAGAAAGCAUAGAAGCACAUUGAGACCGAUAAUAACGUCACAAUCUCCACAAAUUUGGAUCCACAAACACAAAAGGCUGGUGUUGCCUGAGGUAAUGUCAACUAGUUGAAACUAACAUGCAUGGUCAUGAUGUGUGUAAAAAGAAAAGGGUAUGAGAUUGAGAUUUGGACUAUUGUGCAUGAAUGAAUAUGGAACAUGUGAAUAAUUGAGGUUGUUUAAUAUAAAAUUUAUGUUGUUUAUAACAUGUUGA